Messenger RNA from Penicillium cataractarum, 411 nucleotides. RefSeq names its product Erg28 family protein. Lineage: Eukaryota; Fungi; Ascomycota; Eurotiomycetes; Eurotiales; Aspergillaceae. The transcript is spliced from 2 exons. Gene Ontology annotation, cellular component: membrane; endoplasmic reticulum. Gene Ontology annotation, molecular function: protein-macromolecule adaptor activity. The record is from RefSeq and is a predicted model, not a curated record. The coding region runs from base 1 to 411 and encodes 136 amino acids.
AUGGAGCAAGUCCUGUCUUACCUGCCUCCCUUCGAGGGUCUCCUCCCCAAGUGGCUCGUUUUCGUCUCCGUUGUUUCCGCCGUCAACAGUCUCCAGGCCUACAGCUCCGUCGAUUACACCUCCAAGCUCUAUACCAAUGGCGCUAUUGCCGUUGAGCCUCUCUCCGGUCGUGUCUUUGGCACUUGGACCUUCCUCUCCGCGGUCAUUCGCAUGACUGCCGCCUACAACAUCAACUCGCCCGUUGCGUACGAUCUCGCCCUGUGGACCUACGGUAUUGCCUUGACACACUUUGUGGGAGAGCUUAUCUUUGGUAAUGCCUCUCUGCGUGGCCGCUUCUUGAGCCCGUUGAUUGUGGCUUCGUCGUCGCUGGCGUGGAUGUUGACUCAACGGGAGGCCUAUCUUGGUGCUUGA